This is a messenger RNA of Trichoderma gamsii, 345 nucleotides long. Its product is annotated as ribosomal protein S16, mitochondrial. Gene Ontology annotation, cellular component: ribosome; mitochondrial small ribosomal subunit. The record is from RefSeq and is a predicted model, not a curated record. Gene Ontology annotation, molecular function: structural constituent of ribosome. The coding region runs from base 1 to 345 and encodes 114 amino acids. NCBI's taxonomy places the organism in Eukaryota, Fungi, Ascomycota, Sordariomycetes, Hypocreales, Hypocreaceae. Gene Ontology annotation, biological process: mitochondrial translation. The transcript has 2 exons.
AUGGUCGUCAAAAUCCGUCUCGCCCGAUUUGGGCGCCGAAAUUCUCCUUUCUAUAACAUUGUCGUAGCUCAUGCUCGCACUGCGCGCAACUCUCGUCCUCUCGAGGUCAUUGGCACAUACGACCCUAUUCCGAAGCCCGACCCCUAUGACAACUCUGGCAAGCUACACAAGGACAUUAAGCUCGACUCGCAGCGCGCAAAGUACUGGAUUGGUGUUGGCGCUCAGCCCACAGAUACGGCAUGGCGGUUACUGUCUAUGGUGGGAAUCCUGCCAAAGAAACACUUUGCUCCAAAGGAGAGCGAGACCAAGGGCAGCGUUAAUGCUGGCGAUGUGAAGAUUCGGUAA